This is a messenger RNA of Caenorhabditis elegans, 1282 nucleotides long. It is a transcript of the gene ZK666.8, whose product is annotated as non-specific serine/threonine protein kinase. The record is from RefSeq and is marked reviewed. Gene Ontology annotation, molecular function: protein kinase activity; kinase activity; ATP binding. The coding region runs from base 50 to 1225 and encodes 391 amino acids. Lineage: Eukaryota; Metazoa; Nematoda; Chromadorea; Rhabditida; Rhabditidae. The transcript has 5 exons.
AGUCAUUUCUACAUUGUAAUCAAAGUCAAAGUCGUGAGCAUUCAUAUAAAUGAUGAAUCCGAAACAUGUUGAGGGAGCUGAAAAAUCGGCCAAGUCCGCAGUGGCUACUGAGUUUUCGGCAAAAAUGAGUAAAGAGGAGUCGACAAAGGAGUCUUCGGUAUCCAAGCGAACAGUUCGUAAAGAUCAGAUAGUAAAACCAAACAAUGAAAAAAGUGCGAGAAGUCUUAAAUCUCCAACAAAACAGUUCAGUGUGGUGCCACGUUUGAAACGCCCAGACCCCACUUCUACUCCUUUGAUGCCUAUCGAUGAGAAAUUCAGAAAACGAUGGCACAUUGAAGGAAUCAUCGGUAAAGGUGGUUAUGGCGAAAUUUAUUUGGCAAUCGACAUGAAAUUGGCAGAAGAAGUGGCAAUAAAGGCAGAACCAUUGGUACGAAAAGGCAAAAUUGCCAGGCGAAUGAUUUUGGAACAAGCAGUUCUCGUAAAACUCCAAGGGAAGCCUCAUGUUCCUUGGAUUUUUGGAUCCGGUCACACAGAAAACUUCAAUUUCAUUGUGCUUCAACUGCUAAGUGCCAAUCUUGGAGAUAUUCGUCGAAUGAGUCCCACACGUAAAUUGAGCAAGUCAUCAGUUGGAAGAAUCGCCGUUCAGGCCAUUGCUGCUCUGCGAGAUCUACACGACGUCGGGUAUCUCCAUAGAGAUAUUAAGCCAGGAAAUAUGUGUUUUGGUAUCACUUCCAAAACACGUCAUGUUUUGAUGCUUCUCGACUUUGGUCUGGUACGUAGAUACAAAGAUCCAGAUGGUGAAUGGCGAACUCAUCGGGUUAAAGCUGGUUUCCGAGGCACUCAAAGAUAUGUAUCUACUCGUGUUCAUCGUCGGCUCGAACAGACACCGACAGACGACAUGGUGUCCUUGUUGUACACAUUGAUUGAGUUGCUGGCUGGAGAGCUUCCGUGGAGAAAUAUUGAAAACAGUGAUGCCAUCUGGAAAAUGAAAGAUGAAUUGCAUCAUGGCCAAAUUGAUCACUUCCAUGAAUCGUCUCAAGAGCUGAUUGAAUUUUCUCAACUCGUAUCACGUCUCGACCCAAUGUCUGAACUUCCGUAUACUACUCUUCAAGCAUCCGUCAAAAAGUUGUACCUUCCGAAAAAGUUGUCAGAUCCGUAUGAUUGGGAAGAAAACUUCAAAGACGCCUUGUUGGAGAAGCCACGUUCUACUGAAGACAGCUCCUAGUACUUAUUUUUCUUGUAUUUCCAUAUGAGUUUACAAUAAAAAUUAUUUUAGAAUAUG